Molecule: messenger RNA, 1458 nt
Organism: Drepanopeziza brunnea f. sp. 'multigermtubi' MB_m1
Lineage: Eukaryota; Fungi; Ascomycota; Leotiomycetes; Helotiales; Drepanopezizaceae
Biological process (GO): biosynthetic process
Molecular function (GO): pyridoxal phosphate binding
Source: RefSeq, a predicted model, not a curated record
AUGACGGAUUCAGUACGAGAAAUGAUGAAGGGCUUACCCGUCCAUAACCGCAAGUUCUCGAUGAAUCGGAACACUGGUACUCCUAGGCCGUCGACCAAGGCGGCGAGACGCUUCAGUACCCAUGAUCCGAGUGCGAACGAAACCAACUCAACCAUCCACAAGCAAUUCCGAAAUGCCCACGAAGGCCACCGCCCUCACGCUGGCCUUGAUCCCACCCGUGCCUCCACAGGUGUCAUCUGGUGUACCGAGCGGGCCUACGAGCAUGGCUUUCUCGAGGAACCCGAGCUCUGGGCCAACCUCGGUCAAGGCGCCCCCGAAGUGGACGACGAGAUUGAGGGUUCCUUCGAGCGCCCCAACAACAUCGACAUCACCAUGGCGGGCCGCGAGUACGGCCCUACCGCCGGAAUCAAGAGCCUCCGGGCUGCGGUCGCGAACCUGUAUAAUGUGCAUCACCGCCAGGGCAAGAAGAGCCAGUACAGCUGGGAGAAUGUGUGCAUUGUGCCUGGAGGCCGCGCGGGCCUGAUCAGGAUCGCGGCAGUGCUCAAUAACGCGUAUCUGGGAUUCUUUAUCCCGGACUACACUGCCUACAACGAGAUGUUGUCGCUGUUUAAGAACUUCGCAGCUAUUCCCUCCCCGUUGUCUGAGGAAGAUGAAUACCACAUUCACCCAGACAAGAUUGCGGACGAGAUUGCCCGCGGUACGUCCGUCAUCUUGACUUCGAACCCGCGUAAUCCCACUGGCAAGGUCGUGAAGAAUCCCGAGCUGGCCGAGAUUCAAGACAUCUGCAGAGAUAGGGCGACGUUGGUUAUGGAUGAGUUCUAUGGCGGGUACAACUACACGAGUAACUGUGAUGGCACCACGAUCAGCGCGGCAGAGAAUGUGGAUGAUGUCGAUGAGGACGACGUGUUGAUCAUAGAUGGCCUUACAAAGCGCUUCAGACUUCCGGGCUGGAGAAUCGCUUGGAUUAUUGGACCCAAGGAAUUCAUCCAAGCCAUCGGCUCCUGCGGCUCCUACCUCGACGGCGGUGCCAACGUACCCUUCCAGGAAGCCGCUAUCCCCAUGAUGGAGCCCAACAAGGUCCGCACCGAGAUGAAAGCCCUGCAGCUCCACUUCCGGGAGAAGCGCGACUACGUCGUUGAGCGCCUGCGGAAGAUGGGUUUCAAAAUCAACACCGUCCCCGACUCCACAUUCUACCUGUGGCUCGAUCUGGAAGGUCUCCCUGAUCAGAUCGCCGACGGGCUGAACUUUUUCCAGGCUUGUUUGGAAGAGAGGGUUAUUGUGGUCCCGGGUAUCUUCUUUGAUCUGAACCCGAGUAAGCGGAGAGAUUUGUUCGACAGCCCUUGUCACCAUUUCGUGCGAUUCUCAUAUGGGCCGAAGAUGGAGACGUUGAAGAUGGGCCUGGACGGGAUCGAGAGGGUGGUGAAGAAGUAUGCGACUGUCGAAUCUGAUUCCGAGUAA